Ixodes scapularis (black-legged tick) is the source of this 733-nucleotide messenger RNA. RefSeq lists its product as uncharacterized. The transcript has a single exon. NCBI's taxonomy places the organism in Eukaryota, Metazoa, Arthropoda, Arachnida, Ixodida, Ixodidae. The record is from RefSeq and is a predicted model, not a curated record. Bases 65 to 733 code for a protein of 222 amino acids.
CACUACCGGUUAUUCGCCGUUCUUUCUUCUCUACGGGCAUGAGCCCACACUUCCCAUCGACGCCAUGCUCCAUCUGCAGCUUGGACACCUCAAGACUCCGUCGAACGAAGAGGUCAUGAGAAAGUGGGAAAGCGCGAAGCAGAUCGUCGCGGAGCGUGAGCGACGGGCCCAGAAGAACAACAAGGAGAGGUACGACCAGCACCGACGCACAGCGCGCUUCAAGCCCGGGGACCUUGUGUACAUACGUAUGCCUACUUCAAAGCGAGGGAGGACAACGAAGUUCCUACAUGCCUAUCACGGGCCCUUCAGGGUGGUCCGACAGACAGCCGAAAAUGAUUGGGAGGUUGAGAAUCGCAGAGGAAAGCCGGACGUGGUGAAUGUGAAUCGCAUGAAGCCCUUCGUGGUGCGUGACGAGAACAGCGAACGAGUUAGCAGCGACGACUCCACGGAAACAGACACACCCGACGGUCCGACAGGGGACCACCGUGACAUUCCCGAGGAAUUCCACGAUGCUCAAGACACCCUCACCCAGGACCAAGCCUGUGGGGAACCUCGGCGUUCCCAAGUGAGCGACACCGUAGCGGUGCCAGUGCCGGCAUCAGUGCUGGAACCUGUGUCAGUGCCAGUGCUUAGGUCAGCUCGUGAGCUACAGACAGGCUCUAAUCAGGAGACAAACGAACGAAACCGCCGAGCUUCCACCCGAUUGCAGUGGAGCGACUUUUUGUAUUACUAG